Cucurbita moschata (crookneck pumpkin) is the source of this 2699-nucleotide messenger RNA. RefSeq names its product mediator of RNA polymerase II transcription subunit 15a-like. The record is from RefSeq and is a predicted model, not a curated record. Bases 641 to 2527 code for a protein of 628 amino acids. Gene Ontology annotation, molecular function: transcription coactivator activity; chromatin DNA binding. NCBI's taxonomy places the organism in Eukaryota, Viridiplantae, Streptophyta, Magnoliopsida, Cucurbitales, Cucurbitaceae. The transcript has 12 exons.
CCUUAUUUGCGAUCUCGUUCUGCCCCAAAAGGCGCUCCCGCCAAUUUCGUACUAGAAUCUUCCCUUCCCUGGAUUCUUGUGAAAUUUCCUGAAAUUCUGCUUCGAAAGUAAAGAAGGAACUGCUUCAGCUUUUUUUUAAUUUUGUGUAAUGAAGAAGAAACGUAGCCUGGCUACUGCGACGGAUUGGAAGGCGGAAAUCGAGAAUGCGACUAGACAGGAAGCUGUACGUUCAAUAUACGCGAUGUUGAAGGAACGAGUGUCUUCUCGUUAUCCUAAUGGCAUGAGUUCGGAAAGAAUUGCUAACCUUGCGAUAGAAUAUGAGAUGAGGUUCUUUAAGAACGCAAAACAGAGUUUCUGGAAGAUGCAAAUUGAAGAUUAUCUAUAUCAAAAAGAUCUUCACGAACCCCUAUUGGGGUGAAGUCGGAUACCAUUACCACGGAGCAGUGGAAGCUCAAAGAUCGACAGGUCUUAGGGUUGAUCCGGUUGACAUUGUCCAGAAACAUGGCGUUCAACAUCAUCAAGGAGGACAACGUCAGAUCUGUUGAAGGUGCUGUCGAACAUGUAUGAAAAAUCGUCGACUAUGAACAAGUAAUCUGUCUAUGCCUCUGAGGAAGCAUAUUUGAAUGCUGUAACCGGCAAGAUGAGUAGGAGUGAAAAUCGCCAUGAAAGCGCAAGCAGUCGAGUUCGUCCUGCAUUUGUAAUCCAGCCUCCGCCACAGAUGAGUAAUCAGCCACACCAACGGGCAGUGCCUAAUCCGCUAUAUCAACAACCAGCAGUACCUAAUUCACUUCCGCAGCAACAUACUCAGCAGUUAAGGCCAAAGCCACAUGGACAACUACAGAGACAAAAACUGAAUGUCAGGCAGACACAUCAGCAAAUUGGGAUGCACAAUCAAAGCUUUGUUAGUCCACAGAAAGCACUAAAUUCACCAUGCGGACCACAGGGUUUAGUGAGUCCAAUAUUCACACAAAAUCCAAAUGUGUUGACCUUGCAGCCAAAUGAGAAUUUGACCCAAGUAAAAGAGGGUGUGAUUGGUGAAGCUUUUUGGGCCUCAAAAGUCUCACAUCAACACCGUCCUGCGAUAGAGCAGCAAAAGCAACACCAGUCCAUGGGAGCUUCAGCAGUUCCAAAUGGAGUUCCAAAUUCAGAAGAUUGGCAUGAUCUUGCAUUUGCUGAGAUGGAGCAGCUCAAGAAGAUAUGCGUGCCUCUUUUCAAGAAGAUGUGUCAACAGUAUAUGCAGGCAGCACAAACAGGGAAUAUCCAGCACCACCUGGUUUCACUGCAAAAAAUGAUACGAUUUUUGCAAUUGCCAAGGGAUAGAAUCAUCUUAACUCACACCAAAGAGGAGUUUUAUGGAUGUUUGCUAACAAUUGUGAAAACUCUGAAAUUAUUUGAGAAUUGUCAUAUGAAUCUUGCUAAUAAGCAGCAUUCCCUACAUGGGCAGCCCGGCCUUGGUGGAUCUCGCAUAAACCCAGUUCAGCAAAGUGAUAAUGUGAAACUCCAUUUUCAACCAGUGAACUGGGCUGCAAAUGUCUCUCCUGGUAGUUCUUCAUCUAUAGCGCCACUACGACAAAAAGGUUCAGUAAGGUCAGAAGCAGAUUGGGUUCAGGAUAAUCUGUCGCAGAAUAGCCAACAUUCAGUAAACAUCAAGCCAGAAAUUGAACUCCAGUCUCAUAACAUCAGAAGCUCUAGCGCAACUACCUCUCCGCUCCCAGAACCUGCUAAUCUCGGAAGCAAUAGGCAAUUGUCAACAGCAACGGAGCCUCAAAGUCGCUUACUUAAAGCGGUUGAAUCUGUGUCAAAUGAAGCAUUGAGAGAGGCAGUAUUGGAAAUAAGUUCAGUUGUAAAUAUGAACGACUCUAUAACAGAACCAUGGUGUCACUCAAAGGCCACUCAUUUAAUGUCGCACGACAGACGUGGUUCCUCAAAUAGUAUGAAGCGCAAAAUAAACGCAACGGCCUUAAACGACAUGCCAUCGCCUCGCAGUGAUACUGCUCAGUCUGGACCAACAGUUAUAUCAAAAAGAACUAAGCUCAAGAAACUGUCCGAUUAUGCCUUAUUAGAAGAAAUGAGAAACAUAAACAAGCAGUUCAUCGAAACAGUCUUGGAAUUAGAUUUGGACGAAAAUCUCAAUGCACGAUUAGCCAAUGCAGGCACUGUUCUUCGAUGCUCGUAUCGUGCUGUAACUGAUAGUAAAAAUUCAGAAGCUCACCCUGUUAAGCUGCCAGUGCUUUCUGUGAAGCUGCUUGUGCCUCUUGAUUAUCCAGAGGAGUACCCUGUAUUUCUAAGCAAGUUUAACACAGACUGCGGCAAUGUGGACGAACAAUUUAGAGAGCUGUCGAACGAAGCAACGUCGAGGCUACGCGCAUUCCUUCGCACUGUCCCGGACUGCUUGUCUCUUGAAGAAUAUGCAAGGGCGUGGAAUGAAUGUGCCCGCUCUGUGGUAUCUGAGUAUGCUCAACGUGCUGGUGGGGGAUGCUUCAGUGCUCGAUAUGGGACUUGGGAGGACAGCAUCAGCACAAACUAACCUAUACUCUAAAUAGUUCAUUUGUAUUAUAAAAUUUCUUCAUUUUUUUUGGUUAAUAGCUUUAAAUAUCACGUAUUUGUUUAAAUUGUUGUCCCUGAGUAUUUAACUAAAUCUCCAUUAGUAGUUAGGAGUUAGAUUUAGUUUGUGAUUUGUUUUUGUUUAAAUUGUUGUC